This is a messenger RNA of Haliotis rubra (blacklip abalone), 3441 nucleotides long. RefSeq lists its product as uncharacterized. The transcript is spliced from 2 exons. The record is from RefSeq and is a predicted model, not a curated record. Bases 463 to 2424 code for a protein of 653 amino acids. NCBI's taxonomy places the organism in Eukaryota, Metazoa, Mollusca, Gastropoda, Lepetellida, Haliotidae.
CUACACAGAUGAGGAGUUAAUGGUUGUAAAGGGGUCAUCGAUAUAAUCGGACUGACUAACGUAUAUGUUUGAUAUUUCAACCUCACGGACAAUGUAAAACACAAAACAUCAUUCUGACAUGGGAUGGCUCCUUGUGGCGGUGCCACCACCUGGCGACAAGGCAUGGGAGGCAACUCGCUGACAUAAACUGACGCCACCUACAUUUGGCUCAUGUGAUGACACGAUGCACCCAAACGGCCUUGAGGAAACAGACCUCCGACAAACCCACAAUCAACAUCAGCCUAAGACAUUCAUAUGACAGACGGAACGGUGCUAUUCUUGUUUCCCCAAGGGAACCUUUGAGAGACAAAUAUCCAUGUGUAGAUGCCGUGGAAACUUUUGAAAUCAAAUAUAAAUUUGAAAACAAAAAUGAUCGCGUGAGUCUUGGGAAGGAACCAGAAGCUGGCAGUGUAGAGUAAUGCCAUGGAAACGGACAGAAAAACCAGAAGUAGCCAUUCCUCAAAUGAGCGUGUGACAGCGGAGGUCAGGCAACCUCACCCACAUGAGAUGGCCAGUCUACUAAAAAGUUCCAGUGACUAUGAAGCCUCUGAUAUUGCAAAGAUGGCUGUAGCUUAUAGUUCGUCGAUCAAUGGGAGAAGAGAUGUGCACACGGAAUCACGUUUAUAUGAUAAAGCUAAUGAAGGGUCGUAUGAAAAGCCCACGGCAUAUGAGACGCUCAGAACGGAGGAGACACGCGACGGUUAUGAGAACACAGAGGAGACAUCGGAGACACACACGAGAUAUGACACUUUCAUAUCACAAGAAACACAAAACGUUUAUAGGAGUACCAAGUCGCAAGAUUCUCCGGAGGUGUACAUUAAUUCAAACCCGAGACAAAAACCCCGAAACGUCUCAGAAAUCAACAUGGUCUUGUUGCAGAAUGCGACAAUAGACUCAAGGAAUCUUCAUCUGUAUGGUCAAAAUAACCCACAUCAAGAAGCAUUUCCCACAAGUGAGACACAAAUUACAGAUCAGAAGGGACCUGAGUUGCAAAAGAACAUUAAUCAAGACCCUGUACUUCAGAGUUAUUUAUGCCGGAAAAUCAUAACAUCCGAUGCAACUGGAUCGUCAAUCAAAAUGGUGCCCGGUGAGAAUGUAGCACGCUCGGUUGAGAGGAAGAUGAUUGUUCCUGUAGUAGACAAUAGGGAAUCAACCCCGGACAAGUUUUCAGACAGAGAAGCGCCAUGCAGGACAACUGAUCUGGACCAAGAGGGCACUGAUGGUGAAUGUUAUUCUCGGGGGGAUACUUGUGAUGAAGGUGUCAAAAUCGGAGAGAUUAAUGACUGUCAAAUUCCCGUUGCAAUUGCAAAUUUCUAUUCAAGUGGAAAUGAUAGAAAAUUCCAGCGUGAUUUGUCAUAUAUCAUCGAUUCACAGUCAAGAAAUAAACUACCUCAUAUUAGAUAUAUCGUCAAUAAAAAAGCCGAAGAUAUUGCUUCCUCUGAGGCCGCGCACAGUGUGAAGCUUGGCGAUAAGCCAUUGUCAGUUGAAAUACAUGGAGAACCCGUAACAAGUGUCUCGUCUCAUAUAAAUAAUGACUUACCCAUCAUAGAGAGGGAUCUCCACAUUGGCACAUCUCAUCCAAAGGACGCUAUAUUGUAUAUUGCUCAAACAAAGGACGCUGCACUGUAUCUUGCUCAAUCAAAGGAUACCAACCUGUAUGUAGAUCCUACUAAGGACACAACUAUAUAUAUUGCUCAAGCAAAGGACCUCGCUCUUUAUGCCCAGGCUCCGAUAGAACGAUACACUGCUGUUGAAGCGACGCGGACUGAAGAGGCCACGAAGUAUAUUGACAAGAAUAGCCUGGAGCAACAUGUCGAAAGCUCCCACAGAAAGGAGACAUUUGUGUAUGGACCAACUCCUACUUCAGAAACGUCCAAUGAUGAGGAAUCAGUCGAGGUGUCGACAGGUGACGUCGACGACCUCUCACUCAUUAGGCGUAGUGUCAUGAACAACAGCAAGAAUGCCGUGGAAAGAUUCGACAACAGUGCCACCAUUGCUGUAGAUGCCUAUUCCAGUAACAUCUCUAACAGCGAUACGUCUUCUUCAACCGCUGACGUUUCUUCUGUUCGAGACGUUGGUAACGUUGACAUUAACUCACAAGAUGACGUGCAUGACGAAUCCGAUGCAUCUACCACCAACUCUACCCUAAUCAAAAAGCGUCCAAGAAGAAGCGGAUCAGCAUCUUCAAAGAGAAGUAAAUCUGAAGCUGGGUACAAGUCCUACAAGUGUACCUCCUGUGAUCGCUUCUUUCCUUGUUCCAGCGCCCUGGACCGACACAGACAGAACAAACACCCACCACAUGUAGUGUGUCACACAUGUUCUAUCUGUGGCAAGGCACUGUAUCAUCCUAGCCAUAUCUAUAUUCAUAUGAGGACACAUGUUUGAUCAGGCUGACGUCAUUGCGAAAGGUCCAAUCUGUUUGAAAACGAGGUAGGUAUACCGUUGUAAGUGAGCCGUUUUGAAAAGACCCGUUUGAUGAUAAAUAUGGUAUCUUCACCAAGGGCAAGUGAUCGUGGUAUUCGCAUGCAAUGUAUUCUAACUACGUCUUCAUAUUUGCAUUGUCACUGGAAUACAAGUGUGAUAUCUAAACGCUGGUCAUCAAAUGGUUCAUAUUGAAGAAGAAUAUGAUAAAUGGAUCAAGCAUGGCCUGGUAGGGAUCCACAGAAGGUGCCUGUAUGAAAUCUUGAAAUUGUCUUAUAUAAACAUACCUGGAAUUGUCAAUGUACGUAUGUGUUCAGAAACAAGACAACUGAUUAAGUGCUUUCAUACAUAUCUUGUAAAAGUUGUACUGAGCUUGAAAAGGACAAUUGCAAUUGGUGUGUCCAAACGUGCUCUAUUGAAAAUGUAUUGAAGAAUAGAAGCAGAGGAAACAUAUGGUAAAGUGUAAUAAGCUGGCUAUGUCUUCUCUGUGCGAUGGUACUCAAAGAUCAGUAUCACGAUCUGUCGAUGGUUUAACUCAUUAAAUGUCAAUAUCCUAUGUGCUACAUUCAUGAGCAUGUUGUCCAUCUUAAAGAGAUGAAGCAAUGUGUUGUAACUUUGCUGUAGACAUAUCGGCGACAUAAUCCUCCGAACAAAAGCAUUUUAAGGUUAUUGUGCUUGUGUACAUGCAUACAUACAUAGCUAUUGCAUUGAAGAAAAUGCCCGAAGCAUCUUUGACCUACUAAACAUAUCUCUGUAUCUCGUUUUUCACAUUAUUCAUUAUAUCUUUCAACGUUUUGAAUGACCAGUUUCAUAUGAUCUUUUCAUUAAUGUUUCAAAUGUGAUGUUCUUUUAUGAUCGUGUAUUUUUACAAAUGAUCACAAUCAUCUAUGUUACGUUGUUUGUAUAACUAUACCGGGACAGGUCAUUUAUUAUAAGGGUUUUGGGUUCUGGGUUCUAGGUUCCAGGGUCGGAGGUCGAUUA